Hyla sarda is the source of this 1918-nucleotide messenger RNA. RefSeq names its product apelin receptor. Gene Ontology annotation, cellular component: membrane. Gene Ontology annotation, biological process: immune response; G protein-coupled receptor signaling pathway. The record is from RefSeq and is a predicted model, not a curated record. The transcript has a single exon. Gene Ontology annotation, molecular function: G protein-coupled receptor activity. The coding region runs from base 107 to 1195 and encodes 362 amino acids. NCBI's taxonomy places the organism in Eukaryota, Metazoa, Chordata, Amphibia, Anura, Hylidae.
AAGGCAGCUUUCAUAUCUCAGGUCAGAGCAGAGACAGAGGACACAACCAGGAGCCCACUGCCUCCAGAAGUCAACAACACUUCAUAGCACUGAACUGAACUCGACAAUGCAGAACCAUACAGAAAUGGAUUAUGAUGAAUACAACUAUAACUAUGAUUACACAAAUGAUUCAGAUAUUCCAUGUACUGAGUCAGACUGGGACUUGUCCUACUCCUUGCUGCCAGUAUUUUACAUGCUGGUGUUUGUCUUGGGACUAUCUGGAAAUGGAGUUGUAAUCUUCACGGUGUGGAAAGCUAAACCCAAAAGAAGAUCUGCUGACACCUACAUAGGUAACCUUGCCCUUGCUGACUUGGCUUUUGUUGUUACCUUGCCUCUGUGGGCUACCUACACUGCUCUUGGCUUCCAUUGGCCUUUUGGUUCUGCCCUGUGCAAGCUUAGCAGUUACCUUGUAUUGCUCAAUAUGUUUUCCAGUGUCUUCUGUCUUACCUGCCUCAGUUUCGACAGAUACUUGGCCAUUGUUCACUCUCUGUCCAGUGCCAACCUGCGCUCCCGUUCAACUAUUAUAAUAUCCCUGACAGUUAUAUGGCUGCUGUCAGGACUGUUGGCACUUCCGAGUCUGAUUCUUCGGGAUACACGUGUUGAAAGCAACCAUACCCUCUGCGACCUGGACUUCAGUGGUGUCUCCAGCAAAGAAAAUGAAAAACUUUGGAUAGGAGGUCUCAGCAUUAUGACCACAGUACCAGGCUUUCUGCUUCCACUGCUCCUCAUGACAGUUUUCUACUGUUUCAUUGGAUGCAAAGUUACCAUGCAUUUCCAAAACCUGAAGAAGGAAGAACAGAAGAAGAAGAGGCUCCUAAAGAUCAUAACCACACUUGUUGUUGUGUUUGCCUUAUGCUGGCUGCCAUUUCAUAUUGUCAAAACCAUCCACUUCCUGGACAUGAUGGGCUACCUGGACCUGUCCUGCACGGCACAGAACCUGAUAGUCAGCCUGCACCCAUAUGCCACAUGUCUGGCCUACAUUAACAGCUGUCUUAACCCUUUUCUUUAUGCCUUUUUUGAUCUCCGAUUCCGUUCCCAGUGUCUUUUUUUUUUUGGACUAAGCAAAACCCUGCAUGGACAAAUCAGUAACACCUCCUCCAGCCUGAGUGCCCAAACACAGAAAUCUGAAAUUCACUCUUUAGCAACUAAGGUUUAAUGGGGAAAUGGACGUGUGAUAGACAAGGAGGGAAAGACGCUGCGCUUCAGUCUGUGAGCCUAAUUGAACUUUAUCUCUCAGUACUGGGAGCACUGCUGAUAAUAGAGAAAACCACUGUAUCUUACACUGGAGCCUGAAAGACUUUAUUGGUGACUGUCUGCUUGGAAAAUAGCAGUACUGUCUCCAGGUCAUCAAAGACUUGCUCAAUCUCUCUCUGUGUUACAGGCGAGCUGGCUGGAUGGAGCAAGAUAUGUUAUCUUGUUAGGACAGUUAUAUAUGUAAAUAACACUUCUUUGGUGACAGAAGCAGUAUCCGACUGGUCAUCACAUACUACAAUAUUUAGUGACUUUAUUUCAAAGACUGUAUAUAUGUGACAUGUUAUAGCACUUCCAUAUAGAGCUUUUAUCUAACACACUUAUUAAGAGCAAUUGUUUUCCAAGAGUUUUACUGAUAAUAUUCUGCAAUGUCUUCCAAUGUUGCACCCACUCAAAAUGUGAAUAUGGGGGUCUGUGAUGGGUUCAUUUACAACUCUAACCCUUUAGUGCAAAUGAAAGCAGCAAUUCCUUGCAGCGCAAUGCAUUGCUGUUCUCAUCACUCAUGUGAAGUGUGUUGGUCUUGGAUAUGUAUGUAUGUAAAUAAGUAAUUAUAACAUAUCCCCUUGGAGAGGGGCAUCCUUUGAUAUGUUUGGUAUACUUUUGUAAAAUGUUGCAAUAAAGUUCCUGA